This is a messenger RNA of Elephantulus edwardii (Cape elephant shrew), 723 nucleotides long. It is a transcript of the gene TMEM126B, whose product is annotated as transmembrane protein 126B. The transcript is spliced from 5 exons. The record is from RefSeq and is a predicted model, not a curated record. Gene Ontology annotation, biological process: mitochondrial respiratory chain complex I assembly. Gene Ontology annotation, cellular component: mitochondrion. NCBI's taxonomy places the organism in Eukaryota, Metazoa, Chordata, Mammalia, Macroscelidea, Macroscelididae.
AUGGCGGCGCUCGGGAGAGGAGCUGGAGCAGAAUGGAGGAACGUAAGUGUGGUGCCGGUGGGAGCUAGGGAGGGGCCCAAGGACAUCAAAAUGACAACACAUGCUGAUGGCCAACCCAGUUCUUUUUUAGAAGAUGGAAAAUUCAGAAGAUCAGCAGUCAUUGAACUUAUAGAAAAAAAAAUUGAUGAUCUUAGAAAAGAGAAGUAAGUUACACACAGUCUGAAUAUUAAUAACUUUACUCAUCUUUUCAAGACCUUAUUCUUUGGAACAACUGCUGGCCUCUCUGGAAUACUGGCAAACUUUCUUUUCAGAUACUGCUUCAGAGUUAACCAUGAGGCGUUGAAGACAUAUGCAUCAUUAACUACGCUUCCGUUCUUAUCCACUAUAGUUACAUACAAACUGUUUGUAACUGAUGCUUUAUAUUCAGGUAAUAUAAGCAAGGAGAGUUGUGUCGUUAGAAGUUCACUAGUUGGCCUGUUAUGUGGUGCCUUAUAUCCCACUGGUUUGGCUUUUUCUAAAAAUGGGCGUCUGGCAGUCAAGUAUCAUACUGUUCCACUGCCUUCAAAAGGAAGGGUUAUACAGCAUUGGAUGCUGCUUUGUCACAGAGAGUUGAAAGUAAUGGCACUUCCUAUAUUCUUUCAAAUAUUCAUUGGAAUACAGACUGGUCUUCGUCACUAUGCAGUAUUUGAAAAUUCUCUCGAGAAGACUGUACAUGAAGAUUAA